Peniophora sp. CBMAI 1063 is the source of this 807-nucleotide messenger RNA. Lineage: Eukaryota; Fungi; Basidiomycota; Agaricomycetes; Russulales; Peniophoraceae. The record is from the annotation of a GenBank genome assembly.
AUGCCUCGCUUCCUCUGCUGUCUUCCGCUCAGUGUCGGAGUAUGGCUGUUUAGCCUGUUGUUCUUCGCCUGGGGCACUGUUUUGACCGUCAUUGGAUGGUACGGUGUUGCUCAAUACGAGCGAACUGACCUGGCCCUCACGCGUCGGCAAUUGGUCUCGUUGAUCAUCACGACUUCAUCGUGGACACUCCUGCCGCUCAUCACGUUGUUCGGAAUGGGUGCUGCUCUGGCCCGAAGCCCUCGUGCGCUGAAGGCAUACUCGACCGCUCUUUGGUUCCAGUUCGGCUUCAGUGUCGGUGCCGGGGCGUACUUCUUGUACAACCUGUACCGUCGCAACGAUGGCAACUUCGUCACGAACUGUACCUCGCGCAAUAUCGCGGACCAGGAUACCUGUCAACAGGCGUUCAACGUCCUACGCGGAGUUAUUGUAGCGGUCUACAUUGUCAUCUGGCUCAUUGAGAUCUGGGGUGGCGUUACCAUCACACAAUACGCAACAGAGCGCUUUGAGGGCUCCGGCUUCCAGUUCACCAACGCACCGCCCGCACAGGCACCCGGUCCUGUCGUCCUCGACCCUGUCAUGAUGCCGCCUCCCGAGCCGCCCAUCCUCGGUCCUGCGCCUCCUGGCCGCUUUGCACCCAACGCCUCCGGGCGCUUCACACCGCCCGGCGGCCAGCCCCAGCCUGCAUUCGUACCGACUGCUGGUGGUGUCACUUUGCCACCCGUCAUCCCCAUCAACGAGACGGGACCGCAGGCUCCGUACGCGUUUGCGAUGCCGCAGAAUGCACAUGGCGCGGCGAACCAGGUGUAG